This is a messenger RNA of Glarea lozoyensis ATCC 20868, 1113 nucleotides long. Its product is annotated as Terpenoid synthase. NCBI's taxonomy places the organism in Eukaryota, Fungi, Ascomycota, Leotiomycetes, Helotiales, Helotiaceae. Gene Ontology annotation, molecular function: prenyltransferase activity. Gene Ontology annotation, biological process: ubiquinone biosynthetic process; isoprenoid biosynthetic process. The coding region runs from base 1 to 1113 and encodes 370 amino acids. The record is from RefSeq and is a predicted model, not a curated record. Gene Ontology annotation, cellular component: transferase complex. The transcript is spliced from 2 exons.
AUGGUCGCUAAGGAGAUGAAGUUCUUGACGGGCAACAUUCGACAGCUACUUGGUUCCGGGCACCCGUCUCUAGAUACUGUUGCGAAAUACUAUACACAGGGGGAAGGAAAGCAUGUUCGGCCACUCAUUGUACUCCUCAUGUCAAGGGCCACUUCCCUCACGCCCAAAUCUCCCAGAUAUAUUGGCCAAAACAGUUCAGUCGAUAUAGACAAAGCUAUCUCUCCGAUGUCUAUCCUUUCAGACGUCAAUCCUUCCUCGCCAACGAACAAUCCCAUCAGCCAUACUCAGACCUCAUAUCCAACAACUGACAGCGACAUUCUUCCCUCUCAGAGACGACUUGCCGAAAUCACCGAGCUAAUCCACACCGCCUCACUUCUUCAUGACGAUGUUAUUGACCACUCAGUGUCGAGACGUGGCAACCCCUCAGCGAACCUCGAGUUUGGCAACAAAAUGGCGGUUUUAGCGGGGGAUUUCCUUCUUGGUCGUGCUUCAGUAGCUCUGGCGCGGCUACGGGACCCAGAAGUUACGGAGCUUUUGGCCACAGUUAUUGCAAACUUGGUCGAGGGAGAGUUUAUGCAACUGAAGAAUACUGCUCGGGAUGAAAAGAAUCCCGUUUGGACUAAAGAAACCAUAACUUAUUACCUCCAAAAGACCUACCUCAAAUCAGCUAGUCUGAUAUCAAAGUCAGCCCGUGCGGCAGCUUUGUUAGGAGGAUCAGAUACCGCAACGGUAGAUGCUGCUUAUCUUUAUGGCAAGAAUCUUGGAUUGGCAUUCCAACUCGUAGACGACAUGCUGGAUUACACAGUUACCGCAGAGGAAUUAGGGAAGCCCGCAGGGGCAGAUCUUGAAUUGGGAUUAGCGACAGCACCCUUACUAUUCGCUUGGGAAAACAACAAAGAAUUGGGAGCUUUGGUCGGGAGAAAAUUUGAGAAGGAAGGUGAUGUGGCGAGGGCUAGAGAACUCGUCCUACAAAGUAACGGACUCGAGCAAACGAGAGCUCUCGCAGAAGAAUACGUCAACCAAGCGAUUGCGUCGAUCGAGAUGUUCCCAGAGAGUGAAGCCAAAGCUGGCUUAAUCGAAAUGGCACAUAAGACUUUGAAGCGGAGGAAUUAA